Hydatigera taeniaeformis is the source of this 819-nucleotide messenger RNA. The record is from the annotation of a GenBank genome assembly. NCBI's taxonomy places the organism in Eukaryota, Metazoa, Platyhelminthes, Cestoda, Cyclophyllidea, Taeniidae.
AUGGAGGCGGGGUGCCAGAAGUUUACAGAGUCCAGCUUCAUUUCUCGUACUACCGCCACAAGAUCAACACGGAUAUGUAGGACUCCUACUGAACCCCCAAAGACGCCUUGUAGACGCGGCAGUUUGAGCAUCAUCCAGCCAAAAGUGUGCCUCAAUGAGAUGCUAAUGAUCGCGCGAAAGAUUUGGUUGAGCAAUGGAUCCAACGCGGCUGAUGUUCCCCUUCCUACAAUAGCCAUGAAAUUUAAGGUGCUGCCGGUAUCAGGGCUUUCGGAGGAGGUCCCUCAAGCAUUGGGAAGUAAAGGGGAAUGCGAAUCACGAACUGCUUCGGACUUUAUUGAGGUUGAUACAGAAAAGUGUAGGGAGCCAAUAGAAUCUGUAGACGUUCAAGCUGAAUUGGACCUUGGCGUCUUGCUUCAACGAUGGUUGGCUAAACUAACGGAUGUUGAAGCCUCUGAAAAUUCUGCUAAUAGGCGGUCUUCAAAGCAGCGGCAUAGUGGAAGUUGUGCAAGAAAGAAAAGAGAAUCGACCAAAAGUGGAAGUAAAAUGUCACCAGAACAGGCAUCAGCAGAGUCAAUGUUUAAUUUUUGUCGCGAUAGAGCCAACUCUGAACUUCCGCGCCCUUGGGCAGCCGCUCUGACGCCUGAUGCCCUGUCAGUGGAUUGGUCUUUGGGUCAGAGCUCAGGUGGAACAAUAUCUAAUUUAGUUCGACAAACAAGCAAUGGAUCAAUUGACCUUUGUCUUCAAAGUGUGGAUCUCCUCUCGUCCAAUUCAACAGCUUCCGAGCCCCUAAGUGACAAAGGGAGCCAGUCUGAAAAUUAG